Molecule: messenger RNA, 1620 nt
Organism: Dacryopinax primogenitus
Lineage: Eukaryota; Fungi; Basidiomycota; Dacrymycetes; Dacrymycetales; Dacrymycetaceae
Product: P-loop containing nucleoside triphosphate hydrolase protein
Exons: 10
Coding region: 1-1620 (539 amino acids)
Molecular function (GO): ATP hydrolysis activity; ATP binding
Source: RefSeq, a predicted model, not a curated record
AUGUGCCGACAGACCGUCGUUGAGAAGCAUUUGUGGGUUGAUCGGUACCGGCCAAAACGAUACCUCGACUUGCUCGGAGAUGAUCGCAUACAUCGUGACACGAUGUCAUGGCUGAAGGAGUGGGAUCAUUGCGUGUUCGGACGCAAGACCACUAAGAGGCGUGGGAAGCAGGAUGAUCCGGCGCAAGAAGGAUACGAAGAUCCAUAUCAUCGACCUUACGAGAAGAUCUUGCUAAUCUCAGGUCCGCCGGGUCUGGGAAAGACAACGUUGGCCCAUGUUCUCGCUACUUCUGCUGGAUAUUCCGUCUAUGAGAUCAAUGCUUCCGACGAACGUGCAGCGAGAGUGGUAGAUGAUCGUAUCCGACCUGCGCUUGAAGCUGGAUCCGGGGUUGGAUCAAAGAAACCUGUUUGUGUCGUCAUCGAUGAGAUUGACGGUGUUGGCGGAGCUGGCGUAGAUUCAAAUGCAUUCAUCAACGGCCUUAUCCAACUCACGCUCGACAAGCCACGAAAGAAGACCGCGGGAAGACGCAACGGCCAGAAAGACGUCCGACCCCUACUCCGUCCCAUAAUUUGUAUUUGUAACGAUCUCUACGCUCCCUCCCUCCGUUCCCUACGCCAGCACGCAAGACUCGUUCGGGUAAGGGCACCAACCCCGAUCAUGCUGACAAACCGACUACGAGAUGUCUGCGAGACUGAGGGACUCAAAGCGGAUAAUCGUGCGCUGAGCGCGCUUGUUGGCGUGACCAAGGGGGAUAUUCGGAGUUGUCUGAAUACACUUCAGUUCAUCCGCGCACGAACCGUCGAGGUCACAGAGACCGUUGUGCGGAGCGCUACGGUCGGUAUGAAGGACUCGGAGAUGUCAACCCAACAAGUCUGGGACGAUAUCUUCCUACCUCUUUCAAAGAAGCGCAUACGGCAGCUGGGGCUUACCGAUGCUGAAGAAUCGAAGUAUGUUGCUCGUCUCAACUUUGAGGUAGAAGCCACGGAUGAGGUAGAUCGGGUUAUGCAAGGGUGUUUUGAUCACUACCCCAAAGCACGACUACGCGAUGCCCCCUGGGCGAUAUUCGAGAAAGCACACGCAUGGUUGGACGCUUUCGACCUCUUUACCGGCACGUUCAAGGGCGGUGAUGACCCGAUCUGGGCACUGCGGGAAUACCGCUCUUACUUUGCGGUCGCUUUCCGGCCGCUCUUUAUCAACCCUGGGAAUCCAAAGGCUGAAUUCCCGCAGGCGGACUAUGAGGCGUACUUGACUGCAAAAGCAAACGAAGAGAUUUAUGCCACGUUUGCGAAGGAGUUGUCGACAGAGGUCACGAAGUCUUUCACUAAGGAGAUGUUACCAACCGAGCUGCUCCCUCUGCUGAAUCGCAUCAUUUCUCCCCCUCUGAAGACAGUUAACCACCAGGUUAUCAAAGCCGACGAGCGGGCGAUGCUGAACCGGGUCGUCCAAUUGAUGGCAGACACAAAGAUGAGGUUCGUACAGGAGAAGACGGAAGAAGGACAGCUAGUGUACCGGCUUGACCCCGCGAUUGACGUGUUCAUCACAUAUGAUGGAAAGCGGUCUGCAGAUGUAGGCGCUUCCCGGUUCGGACUGAGACAGGUCAUCUCAAAACAGGUAAGCUAG